AUGAAGUUUAUCGCCGUCCUCGCAGUCGCGGUGGCGACUGCGUUCGCUAGCCCGACCUACCCGCCGCCGGCCAAGCAGCCACCGGCCCCUCCGCCUCUGCCCCCGGGCUACACCUCUUCGGUACCGCCGCCGCCUGCCACCCGCAAGACUUCGACCACCGCUCCGGCCCCGACCUAUAAGUCUUCAGCCCCACCACCACCCCCGGCCUAUAAAUCUUCGACUCCCCGGCCGCCCCCGGCCUAUAAGUCAUCGGCCCCCCCGCCACCGCCGGUCUACAAGACUUCAGCGCCUCCACCACCUCCGGCCUACAGGUCUACGACCUCGAAACUUUCAACGACCCGGCCGGCCCCAACCUCCAAGUCUUCGGCAACCCGUCCGGCCCCGACUUACAAAUCUUCGGCUCCUCCACCACCCCCAACCUACAAGUCUUCAGCUCCCCCGCCGCCUUCGGUUUAUAAAUCUUCGUCUACCACCUCGAAGUCUGCGACGACUCGUUCAGCCCCGACGUAUAAGUCUUCGGCUCCCCCGCCGCCUCCGGUCUAUAAAUCUUCGGCUCUGCUUCCGCCUCCAGCCUAUAAGACUUCGUCCACCACCUCAAAGUCCUCAACAGCCCCCCCGCCCCCGGCCUACACAUCUUCGCUUCCCCCGCCCCCGGUUUACAAGUCCACUACCUCAACGUCUUCGACGACACCUUCGGCCUCAGCCUACACCUGGCCCCCGGAGGACAAGCCUUGGUCAACCACCUCCAAGUCAUCGACGACCUCUCCGCCUCCGACCUACACGAAGCGGGCAGCCCCUAUUGCCGGUCCUGGCGGCUGCUCGGGACCGACCACGCCUGGCAGUACCGCGUUCCUGGGCUGCCCGACGUUCUUUUUUUGA
Molecule: messenger RNA, 879 nt
Organism: Cordyceps fumosorosea ARSEF 2679
Lineage: Eukaryota; Fungi; Ascomycota; Sordariomycetes; Hypocreales; Cordycipitaceae
Exons: 1
Coding region: 1-879 (292 amino acids)
Source: RefSeq, a predicted model, not a curated record